CUCCUCUUUUUGUAUUCCACAUCCAUUUUCCUUUGCUCUCGUUUUCCCUCACUUUCUCGCCUCCCAAAAACGCCCCCCUCUCUGCUCCAAUGGCCGACCAGCUCACCGACGACCAGAUCGCCGAGUUCAAGGAGGCCUUCAGCCUCUUCGACAAGGAUGGCGAUGGUUGCAUUACUACCAAGGAACUUGGGACUGUAAUGCGGUCACUUGGGCAAAACCCAACUGAGGCAGAGUUGCAGGACAUGAUAAAUGAGGUUGAUGCUGAUGGCAACGGAACCAUCGAUUUCCCGGAGUUCCUCAAUCUGAUGGCUCGCAAGAUGAAAGACACUGACUCAGAGGAGGAGCUUAAGGAAGCUUUCCGUGUGUUCGACAAGGAUCAGAAUGGUUGCAUUACUACCAAGGAACUUGGGACUGUAAUGCGGUCACUUGGGCAAAACCCAACUGAGGCAGAGUUGCAGGACAUGAUAAAUGAGGUUGAUGCUGAUGGCAACGGAACCAUCGAUUUCCCGGAGUUCCUCAAUCUGAUGGCUCGCAAGAUGAAAGACACUGACUCAGAGGAGGAGCUUAAGGAAGCUUUCCGUGUGUUCGACAAGGAUCAGAAUGGUUUUAUAUCUGCUGCUGAGCUCCGCCAUGUUAUGACAAAUCUGGGGGAGAAGCUGACCGAUGAGGAGGUUGAUGAGAUGAUUCGCGAGGCUGAUGUCGACGGCGAUGGCCAGAUCAACUAUGAGGAGUUUGUCAAAGUGAUGAUGGCCAAGUGAGGACAAAUCAACCAUAACCAAAAUUUGAAAAGCAUACAAGAGGGACAGGGCAGAUAAGUUUUGUUGGGAAUUCUAUUUCCACUAGGUCAAUCUUCAUUUGGGGUUAUUAGCUUUUGUUAGUUGAGUGUCUAUUUUCUUGUUUGCUUUAAUUGGUACUGCUGCUCCUUAGUAUCCUUAUUUGUUUCCUCUGUCCCUCGUUUCUUAGUAUCCUACUUGUUUGCUCUAUCCCUUGUUUUAGUAGCUUCCUUUAGCUGUGUCUCACCAUGCUUUGUUACUCCAUUUUCAUCUUUUUUGGUUAUUAUUAUGAAACCUAGAACAAUUGGAUGCAGUUUGUGUUUUUUACAUGUGGGUGGCUAAUGCUGUUAAUAUU
This is a messenger RNA of Vigna umbellata (rice bean), 1128 nucleotides long. NCBI's taxonomy places the organism in Eukaryota, Viridiplantae, Streptophyta, Magnoliopsida, Fabales, Fabaceae. The record is from RefSeq and is a predicted model, not a curated record.